GGUGGUUGAAGCUGGCUCGCACCUGGCGACAAACGUUUUGAAGGAUCAGUGAAGUCUGGCAACCUUGGAAUAUAAAAUGGGGGGCCUCGCCGCUGAGAAAGGCCAUCCACCACUGUUCACCAUCAGACCACAGUCCCGACAGCAUUUGACAGUUUCCAGUCAAUGACACACGACAUCAGCCAUCGAGAUCAACUCUCAGUGACCACCACCACAUCCAUGGAGUCUCCUCUCUACCCUAUGCCCAAGGGGGUGCAUGCCAUCCCAGCAGACGAACUGGACCUCAGGUCUGAUGCUGAAGUUGAUGCCGCCCUCUUGAACCCUCUGCCGCCUUCGUCGUCCUCUGAGAAAAACAUCUGGCUCUUUUGGCACUCGGGCUACAGCACAAUGCACCCCUACACCCAACGCACAGUGCGGACCUACCAUCGCCGCUUCUCGAAGAAGGGGUGGACAGUCCGCGUGGUCGAUCGUGCCCCAAACUCGCCGUGCAACGUAGCCAACUUCCUCAACCUGCACGACCCAGACAACUUUCCCCAGGCCUUCCGAGACGGCACAAUCACGGGGACGUAUGCUCUACAACACACCUCAGACCUCGUGCGAUGGCCUCUUCUCCUCAAGUACGGCGGCGUCUACGUGGAUGUGGGACUGAUGCCCAUUGGCGACCUGGACCGGCUCUGGGAUGCAACGGUGGGCGACCCGGGCUCGCGCUGGGAGAUCCUAAGCAACAACGCCGGCCCGCCCGACGACUACGAUCUGACCAACUACUUUCUUUGCGCCCGCAAGGACAACCCAGUAUUUCAGCGCUGCCACAGACUCUUACUGGCGCUCUGGGCCGAGAACGGCGGCAAGACGAGCACGGAGGGAAUGCACAAGAGCGCCCUGCUGCGCGGGCUGCCCUUGCUAGGUCGAAACCUCUCGGACCAGGAAAGCCAGGAUCUCACGGACUACAUCAUCCAGGGCCAGGUCAUGCGCAUGGUAUUGAGCUCUGUUGACGACGAGGACGGCUGGGACGGGCCGGAAUACGUGACCAAGCACAUAUACGCUUUGGAGUACAUGGUCGGCUCGCAACUCAUCAACGAGAUGACCGCCUGGGACGGAGCCAAGGCCUUCGAGCUGAUGUCCCUGAAACUACCAGUAGGGCCCGCCGAAACCGAGACCAGUGAUCAGAAGCUAGCCAGAGAGAUUGUGGAAGCGUGCCUCUCAAGAAGCUUCAGCUUCAAGCUGGCUCAUGGCAUGAUCAUCCAAGUGCUCGGCCAGACCCUGGGAUCGCUAUGGAGAGCACAUCCGGGGUCAGACGAUAUUCCCGGUACCUACGCCCACUGGCUGAGGUAUGGGAUGCUCAAUUGGUCUCAGGAUGAAAUCCCAGAGCCGAUGGAGUUUGUGAGGAUUGCACCCGUCAAGACGGGACCAUUGUUUAAAGCAAAUUAGACUAGCAGGAGCACUUAAGCAUGGUAUAGAAUCAUAGAGGGUAUCAUA
This is a messenger RNA of Diaporthe batatas, 1473 nucleotides long. RefSeq lists its product as uncharacterized. The transcript has a single exon. Lineage: Eukaryota; Fungi; Ascomycota; Sordariomycetes; Diaporthales; Diaporthaceae. Bases 163 to 1425 code for a protein of 420 amino acids. The record is from RefSeq and is a predicted model, not a curated record. Gene Ontology annotation, molecular function: glycosyltransferase activity.